AAAGAGACCUCAAUUAAGAGGAGUGACCACACAAGAAAAACGUCGAAGGCAACAAAAACCACCAUGGCUUCGUCAAAAGGAGUAGCCACCAGUCCGGCGGCGGCGAGAGCAUCAGAUAUGGAGAAAAUGAGCAUAGAACAACUAAAAGCAGUAAAAGAACAAGUAGAUCUUGAAUUCAAUCUCUUACAAGACAGUCUUAACAACAUUAAAACAGCCACUGGUCGUCUUGAAGUCGCCGCCACUUCACUUAAUGACCUCUCUCACCGUCCCCAAGGAAAGAAGAUGUUGGUGCCAUUAACUGCUUCACUUUAUGUACCUGGUACACUUGAUGAUGCUGAUAGAGUUCUUGUUGAUAUUGGUACUGGAUAUUUUGUUGAGAAAACAAUGAAUGAAGGGAAAGAUUAUUGCGAGCGCAAGAUUGCCUUGUUGAAGUCUAGGUUUGUUCUGCUUAUUGAGGUAUGUUUUCGAUCAUAUCUCUGUGUUAAGGAUGUUGAGAAUUGUUUACAUUUGAAAAUCUUAGCACAGGACACUUAGUUUUGUUACUUAAACCUGUUCUGCUCGCUGGGGAGUGCUAUGGUAUUUUGAAAAGCAACCUUUUUAGCAGUUUGAUGGAGUUCGUAACUGAUUAUUAUGGUGCUAAAACCUGCAUUAGUGCAUCAUAACUGUGGAUUGAACCGCACAAUGCUAAUAGUCUGCCAGUCUUUGCCUGAAGUUUUUGUCAGCUGAAAUCCAUUUGCAACAUGUUUAGUUGCACCAUUCUACGCCUGGUUCCUCAAUGUCCCUUUCAUGAUGUUCUUUCAUGCCUUGACAUGCAAGAAUUACAGCAAUUUCAAAGGAAUGUGUUGUGAUUUGAAUUAGAAUGAAUUCUAAACCCCGUGUAUACUGGUUUUCUGACAAUGAACCAUGCCAGCAUCUGGUCACUGUUGCUUUUCACAUAAGAUUGGAGAGCUGAGAGGUUUCCUGUUUAGGACUGUUCUUGAUGAUAAGUUUUGAUUUUCAUUAAUCCCUUGUGUCAGAAGAAGUAUUUUGGGAAGAAAGUAGGCAGUCCAUCAAGUUAAACAUUAUAAUCCUAAUUGAGGGGAUUAAAAUGCAUUUUCUUUUCUUUAUUGGAAAUUGAGCCUGCAAUCUUUGUCUUGGUUUGAUAUCAUUAUCACUGCUGCUUGCUAAUCUUUCAGUGAUGGGAAGGCUAAAUUUGAAAUACUUAAUUGCAGCUUGCAACUAAAAAGAAGACUGUAGCAGAUGAAGCAGGGGCAAUCUUACAGGCAAAGCUGAGGCAGUUGGCUCCUACAACCUAGGAUUUUCAGAAUAGCUGCCCUCUUGCUGUUAGAUUCUUGAUUUUCUAGCAUUUUGUAAAGAUACUGCUCUGUAAAACUGCACUAAAGGUGAUGUUGUUUGUCACCAAAAUGGAUUCCUUCUCAUUGAGUGGAAGAGAAGUUUUCGCAAUCGAAAUGGCAUAAAACUUGGAUAUACCAAUUACAUGGAGAAUGGGAAGUUAGAGAGGAUGAUAGGUCGGUCUGGUAUCCUCAGUGGUUAUUCAUUUGCAGUCAUGUUGAUCUGUUUAAUGACUUUUUUUUCCCUUCAAUUGGUGUGUUUUGAAUCUUGUGACAUUGCUUUGCUGCUAGUUUAAUUCCCUUGAUUGAUCAAUUGUCCACGGUAUUUCCUUUGUCUGGUUGAAGAUGAAUAUUUGAUACUAUAUUGAUUUCUUUCUUUUUC
Populus euphratica (Euphrates poplar) is the source of this 1713-nucleotide messenger RNA. RefSeq names its product probable prefoldin subunit 5. The transcript has 3 exons. Gene Ontology annotation, cellular component: prefoldin complex; cytoplasm. Gene Ontology annotation, biological process: RNA polymerase III assembly; protein folding; RNA polymerase II core complex assembly. The record is from RefSeq and is a predicted model, not a curated record. The coding region runs from base 64 to 534 and encodes 156 amino acids. NCBI's taxonomy places the organism in Eukaryota, Viridiplantae, Streptophyta, Magnoliopsida, Malpighiales, Salicaceae.